UCUCUUUCAGACUCAGUUGAUUACAGAGGUAAAGAGUUCGUCUUGAGCUUCUCGCCUCAACAUCCGAGGCAUCCUUUUUCUGGAAACAAUAUACUAUACAUUUCCAGCUUUGAAGAUGGCACGGUUCGUGUCCACGUGCCUUCUCUCACGAACUUUCCAGAGAAGUCGUACGCCUUGUCAGCUGGAGGUUUAACAAUAGUUCAACUGUCUGGAGAUACACGCACGAAUGGCAACUCAGGACUGGAGAAAAAAAAAGGUAUCCGAAUCACUGCCGAUAAACCCAUGUCUGUGCAGGGAUUAGCAAAUGCGGCCCAAAACGUGGAAGGGUUUCUUGGGUUGCCUGUGGAUGCUCUUGGUAUGUUUUACAUAGCAGCAGCAUAUCACCCCGUAAUCAAUGCUGUUAUUCAGGUCGUAGCGACAGAGGAUAACACCACUGUCACGAUUAAAUUGCGAACGAGCGGUAGAGUACAGUAUCAGGAUAAGUGGUAUGGAGACGGUCAGGUCAUAAGCGAAACUUUAAAUGAUUUAGACGUGUUUCAAGUUUUGGCUGACCAGGAUCUCACAGGCACCAUUAUAAGGUCGACAAAGCCAGUCGCAGUAUUUACUGGGGAUGACUGCACCAUGGUGCCUGAAAAUAAACCGCCAUGCAAUCACCUGGUGGAGCAGAUCCCUCCCGUAUUCCUCUGGGGGAAAGUGUUUGUUACCAACCCCACGCCUAACAGCCCGGGGGGAGACGAAUUUCAUAUAAUAGCGUCUCAAAAUACAGCAGUUUAUGUGGAUUCUCAAUACAAAGUGACGUUAGACCAAGGAGAGAAAUAUAAGAUCGAUGUAUCAUGGAACAAGUCCUCGGUGAUCAGUACUACUCGACCGAGUCUUGUGAUGCAAUACUCCAAAGCGGGAAAAAGCCCUUCCAUGAAUGUAGUACCUCCAAUGCAGUAUUUCACUAACGACUACACAGUUUAUGUUCCUCAAGAUGAUCAAGGAAACACUUUUGACUGCUAUGUAAAUGUCGUUAUUGACACUGCUUCACGAAGCGGUCUUCGCGUGAAGGGUGCAGACAGCAUUGUCAAGAACUGGACCGUAAUUCCUGGCUCUGGAGGGUUCUCAAGAGCUUCGAUUCAUUUGACCAGUGAUGGUUCCUAUCAUGUGUACCAUGAAAACCCGCUGACAACAUUUUCUGCAGUUUUUUACGGAACGAAUCGCAAUGGAAUGUUGUUUGCUAUGCCGGCUGGGAUGGAACUGGAACUGCAGUCACUGAACGAUACUUGUAAGCCAACAAACACUGUGGGCGGAGACAACAUUGAUAAUGAUUGCGAUGGUUUGACGGAUGAAGAGUUAAAGAAUGGAGUUGACGAUGAUUCAGAUGGUGUGGUUGAUGAAGACUUAGUCACACCAGUGCCUACAUUAACCACGCCCAAAAAUUUCGUGACAACCUUAUGCAAUAGAUCAUCUGGUGUGUUCAAUACAGGUACUGCAUCGGGCUCAGCUCACGGCGUAUGUAGGGCUCGUGGGGAAGCCAAAAUCUCACAUAUGGAUAAAAUUGUGAAAAACAAGGCGUGUGGGCGCAUAACCGACCGAGUGUGGAUUAUUACAGAUUCUUGUGGUAAUUCUGUCACGGGCAUCCAGCGUGUAACGAUAGAUACCCCAGAGGAGCCGACCAUAGUCUUUCCGAAAGAUUUCGUCUUCACCUGUAGGGAGAAGAAGUAUCUUGAUCCAAAGUUUGCUGGACAGGUCUCAUUGACUAGUGCUAAAAACUUGUGUCCGAGGAAUGUAACAAUAACCUACGUUGACAGAUACAAAGAUGACUGUUUAAAUUCAAACAGGGAAGGGAGGCUGGAGCGAAUUUGGACCGUGAAAGACAAAUGUAAAGGGAGUCAAACAAAGUCACAAGUUAUCAUCCUUGUACCAAAAGGUAUGAAAAUCCAAAUUAAUUAUUAUAUAUUAUCAUUGCUUCUCUUCUGGGCGGUUGUAUUACCAUAAAAUUUACCAGACCCCCCUAUAAAGCUCUGUAGCAUUUUAAUGACCCCUCCUCAUUUUUAAAUUCUACGAGAAACGACUGGUCGCCCUCCGUUUCACCUACAAAACAUGUGAUUCCCCCAAAAAAUCCUUCCCCCCCCGUCCCUUAUUUAAGGUGGAACUCAGUUAGCGCAAUACUUUAGCUGAUUGCUGUCAGCUUGUAAUGCAGGAUUGCAUCGAGUAAUUUUGCUAAAUGUUUCCUGAUUGGCCGAGAAAACUCGCACCAAAUAUCCAACCAAUCAGAUACAAAACUAAACCCAAUUGCGACUCGGGCACCUCCAUUUUCCCGCGCUAUUGAAGAUUGUUCUGAUUGGCCGUUGUAACUUAUCUGUUAUUUGGUCACUUAACCUGUUUUCAGGGUUGAGAAGAUCCACUAACUAUGUCGUGUCAUUCAAAAUAACGAACGAGAUGUUUUCGGCCGAACUUCAAGAUAUGGAAUCUCCUACCUUCAAAUCCCUCUCAAGAGGUUUGGAACUUGAGGUAAUGUACAUAGGCAUAUUUCUUUUUUUUAGACCAAGGAAAAUUACUUCUUGAAAGGGAGUUUAAUGGGCGAUAGCGUCGUUGAACCAAGAUAUCGUCGGUGAAAUUCUCGUUAAGCUACCGACUCGCACUCGGUAAUAGUGCGCUCAUAUUAACUUUAUUGUUUGCUCUUCUGUCCUUAUUUUAGCUGGAAAAGACAUUCAUGGGGUCGAAAUCAAUACUUGGACAAUUUUUUGUAGCAGCUACCGUUCUUGAUUUCAGGUAAGCUCUCGGCUUGGGAUUUGUUACCGUCACUAACCUUCAUUUAACAUGACAUUUCUCUGUUUUUACAGCAAUGGUAGUGUUAUUCCAAGAGUGCUCAUUAAAAUCGAUGCACAAACUCAAAUUAGUCAGCGGCAGUUGGUCGAAUUCAUGAAUGAAACUCUGAAAAGUGGCAUGCUGGGAAAAUACCAGGCGGACCCCACAUCAAUUGAGUCGACAGGUAUAAAUUUUGCCAUUUUUCUUUUUGCCGUCAAGCCCCAUCAUGUUAUUUUUCCCGUCUCUCUUCACUAUUCCUUGCAAUUUACUAACCCUCCCCACCCCCCACUAAAGCUCUCUAAUAUUCUAAUGAUCCCCCUCAUUGAUAGUCAAUUAUCUGAUUUCCCCCCCUUAUACUCUUUAAGCGACAACUGAUCUCCUCACUGUCCCCCCUGAAAAUCAUAUGAUCCCUCCAAAAUUCUCCGACCCUCCCCCAAGAGAAUAGAUUGACUGGUUCCUUAUUCAACACUUUUUUGGGUGAAAACUGUUAAAAUUACCAUAAUAGGAAACUUUGCCAAGUCAUUCAUGUAAUCUGACCCCUCAUUGGUUCUUUACAGUAUUUAUAUUUGUUUGAUUGGUUUUUUUAUUACUUUUUAAACAGAAAACAACUUUAUACCCCACGAACUGCCUGAAAGGGCAAUCAGUCUGAAGAUUCACUCCUUUACCUUCGUUUAACGUUCUAUUUAGUUAAUUACUUUUCCUCAAUCUUUAUCUUAAACAGACUUUGACGAGUGCCAAGCUCCCGAUCUCAACAAUUGUCACGAAAAAGCUAAAUGUACUAACACUGUAGGUUCAUAUAACUGCUCUUGCCUGAAAGGAUUCGUUGGGGAUGGUGUCCUUUGUCAAGGUAAGCUUUUCUGACCUCUACUCAUAGAGCUACUAGCAUCAUGGCUAAACUGACUGAUCUGUUUCCACAACUCUCAUCUGAUGAAAAACUCUUCACUUGAAUUAGGUUUCUGAAUUGUCACUUUCGCUCAGGUUGUCGAAUUGUCACUUCUGCUCGGGUUGUCGAAAUGUCACUUACCACAAACGACGACAGUCUUUCCCAGGACUACUCUCCUACGGACGAUCAGGUCACGCGAAUAACUGGCCUCUUCCCUAACCCAUCGUUACAUUAACCCUAACUUGAUAUCGAUUGACUUUACUUCAUUUAAUGGAGGGCUAGGUUCGCAGUUGCUCAGAUACCGACGCUUAUCUACUUUUUCUAUUCCCAGCACCACCUUCAAUCAGCUACAUUGAUCCAGCAAUGGAAAUUGGCACCGAAGAAAACGUGACACUUGCUUGUCACGCUGAAGGUCUUCCAGAACCAAAUAUCACUUGGGUAACACCAGACGAACAAUUGGUGACAGCAGCAAGUGGUAUUUUAGAAACAUCAACCCUUGACGAUGGUAGCAAAUAUGUACGAGGCAAAAAAAUGCAACAAGAUGGUUCGCUAUUGAUUUACAACACCCGUGAUAACGAUGGCGGUAUUUACAAAUGCAUCGCUGAGAAUGGCGUGGGAAGGGAUAUCAAAAGUGUCAACGUCACAGUGAGAGAUGGUGAGUAAUAUAUCACAGAGAAAGUUUCAGUCAUAAUCAAAUAGCAAUUUUCAAUCCGAGAUAACACUGGUUUUUGCUUUAUUUCGUUCUACACUGAGUCCAGAAAACUCGCGCCACCACUCAUCCAAUCAGAUACAAAAAUAAAACCAACCAUGACUUGGCCUACGUUUUCCCGCGCUUUAGAAGGUUAGCUUGUAAUAACUUUGGUUUCUCAUCGGCUUUUAACCCUUUUACUCACAUGAGUGACCAAGACAGAAUUUCUCCUUACAAUAUCAAUACAAUAUCAAGCAGACAAGUUGUGAGAAUAUAGAAAAAUAUAAAUUAGGGGAUUAUAAGUUGAUCCAAUACCAAAUUCUCGAAACUAACAUCUGAAGGACUGUACGACAGACAGUAAGGAGAAUUACUAAUGAGAUCGUGGGAGUUAAAAGGUUAAAGGUAUUUUCCUUUCUCUCGAUUGGCUGUUGCGAUUACUUUGGUUUUGGUUUCACAGCACUCGAUUGAAAAUCGUUCUAACAAAGUUUGGGCUUUAAAACAAAGAUUACAUCAAUUUCGGUGCAAAAUAACACCCAUUGUCAGGCUGCGUAGGGAUGAAACGGAUAAUUUCUAGUUUCUAUCAAUAGACCUUGUGGGAGUCGAUGCCGCCAUUACCAUUGAGGAUCAAGUAUUUGAUCAAGAUUUGAAAAAUAAAUCUUCUACGAGAUACCAGACAUUAGAGCAGCAAGUGAAGCAAGAGGUAAGUCUGUGAACUUGUCUUCUUUAGACGUGAUCAGUAUGUAACUUCUCUUUACGAGACUGGUGCGAAGCAAAAAAGGGAUACGACCCAAGAUUCACCGAAGUAACACGAUUCUCUCCUCUCAGAUAAAUAUGUGGGCAUCAGCAAACUGUCAAGGAGGCUUAAUCCUUUAACCUCUAAAUUCUCCUUACAAUAUCACCCAUGAAUCAUACGUUAAGGUAACAAGAAGACAGGAAAUCAUCACCAACUAGAGUAGCUCUUGAUUGUUAAGCACAUUCUCCUUGUCAGCACCUUAGGAAAUGUAAGGAGAACAGUAUGGAGAGUUUGUAUACUGAUCAUAGGGCGAAAAGGGUGAACGAAAUCAUAGUGGGGGGUGGAAUGGUUAAUUUAUAGUUAAACUGCCUCCCAUCCAGGGGGGAGUAACAACAUUCCUAUUCACUUCUUGAUAAGAGGAAGAACAAAGAAUAUGUCAGCGGUUUUCUUUUUUUUGUCUGCCAAAAAAAUAAUAAAUUCGGAAUGUUUUUGUCUUUCCUUUUACACAGUUAACUGCCUUGUUCCAGGAUAUUGAAGGAUUCGAAGAGGUUAUAAUUCUUGGAUUUGUGUAAGUGAAAAAGCAAAGAACUGACGCGUAAAACGUAUUUGAACUCGUUACCGGGGUCACUAUGUUGUGUUUUUUAGCAAGACACUUUAACGCUUGAAUAUCACCGACCUGUUCCUCUCUCCACCCCAGUGGUAUGCAUAGCUUACAGCAAAGUGUCGGUGAAAGAAGACUAAAUACAGGGGCUGGGGUUCCUGUGGAGGAUCAGCAUGAUAUCCGGGUGCAAGUAGCAAUACUCCAAGGGGCUUCUCUCUAUAGAGGCUAAAGCAACUUCCUCUUUCACGGCUUAUAAUAAGUAUAUGUAAUCACAUGAGGCCAAGUACUAUUAAGGAUUAAUUGCACGAGAGUUUUCAAAAUUUUCCAAAAUUGCCCGAGUCGCGAAGCGACGAGGGCAAUUUGGAAAAUUUUGAAAACUCAAGUGCAAUUAAUCCUUAAUAGUACGAGAUCUCAUGGGAUUACUUGUUUAUCAAUAAAGGGCAAAAUUUAUACGAAGGAAAAUCACGCGCGCAGUCUAUUUUUAUCUGGGAAGCCUGUUUAGCGCUACGGCAAAUCAUCAAUCAAAUUUAACUGACCAAUCGAUUCAAUGAAAUUUUAUUCUCCAAAACUGUGUCGUGAUACACUGCCAAAAGUCUAGAAAACAAAGCUCAUUUCAACAGAGCGUUUCUGCCAACAGAAAAACAACAAAGUGCUUUUAACUGAACAAGGUAAUCAUGCCCUCUCUUGAUUACUAAAAAUGCCCUCGAUUAAGAAAAAAUGCCCUCUCUCUCAACCAAUCAGCGCUCAGUAAUUUUGCCCUUUAUUGAUAAACUGAAUGAAUGCAAGGUUGAAACAGUGAAAGCUUUGAAAUAAUCCUAAUUCUCGUUAAAAGAUAAAAAGCUUAGAAGUUUGGUAUGUUUUCUCAUGGGGCGCAAAAGAAGUCGCUCAAAUAUUUCGAAGAACGUGCAGCGCAGAAUGUUGUGGUCAAGCCCAUCUGCCCACGUGCUUCUUGUCUAGUGCAUCACUAAAGUUCUCAGAUUUUUUUGUCUUCUUACUAGUUAAAAAUAGCCUUUAACCCUUUAACUCCUGGAAGUGAUUAACAUGAAACUUCUCUUUAUAAUAUCCUCACAUUAUCUAACAAACAGGUUAUGAGAAUACUCAAACUUAUCAGGUAGAAGUUAUCUUGAUCUAACACCAAAUUCGUAUAACUAAUUUACAAGGAAAUGUGUAGCAGCUAGAGGGGAGAAUUAACAUUAAGAUCUUGGUAGUUAAAGGGUUGAAACAGGUCAGUUUGUUCUACCGUUUCGCGCUAGGAUGAGAGGCGUCUAAGCAAAACUCGAAGGCAACUUUUCAGUCAAAACCCUAUUAAUAACCCUUUAACUCCCGUGAGUGACCAAGACAGAAUUUUUCCUUACUAUAUCUAUACAAUAUCAUGCAGAUAAGUGAUGAGCAUAAAGAAAAAUAUCAAUUAUGGGAUUACUAAUUGAUCUGACACCAAAUUCUUUAAACUAACAUAAUGAGAAUCAUUUGGCAGAUAGUAAGGAGAAUUACUGGUUUGAACUUUGGACGUUACUUCGUUACAGGAAUGGCAGCGUGAAAGUACGUUUCCGUGUUGUUGUGAUUGUGAAACCUGAGGAAAAAAAGACAACGGUUGUUGCUAACAAAGUUGGUAAAACUCUCAGUGCCAGUGUGCAAACUGGUCAGAUAGGCAGUCUUAAAGUGAAGAAAAAGGUUGAGUUACGAGGUUUGUAACUAUUACCCUGUUUUCUUCCUUUUUUCUCGAUUCCAUCCUUUUUCAUCCUCCCUUGCUGCAUCAUCUCAUUUUCCAUUUUCCAUUUUCCAUUUUUCAUUUUCCAUUUUCCAUUUUUUAUUUUCCAUUUUCCAUUUUCCAUUUUCCAUUUUCCAUUUUCCAUUUUUUAUCUUCCAUUUCCCAUCUACCAUUUACCAUUUCUCAUUUACCAUUUUCCAUUUCCAUUCUCCUUUUCAGAACUUCCUCCACCACCCGAAAAUGUUCGAGCGAGUGAUGUUGAACGAACUGAAGCCGUCAUAACCUGGUCGCAUCCCGAACUUUAUCAAAUGUACUCUAUUAAUGGAUACUCGCUACAAAUCAGACAAUUUGGAACAAAGAAGUGGCUUCAUUUUACAUCCACUCCGGGCGAAAACCACAGGAUAACCAACCUCGAUCCCGGUACUGCUUACUUCGUGAGGUUGAAAUCAAAAAACGAGUACGGUAUGGGGGAACCGAGUACCAAUGGAGAACUCAAAACUAAAAAAGGUUGGUCAUUUCGGCUGUUUUGUGAGUUCUAGGAGUCUCGUUAACCCUUUACACCUUUACAUCAGCCUGCAUAUUCUCCAUACUGUUCUCGAUACAUUUCCAAAGAGGCUGACAAGGAGAAUUUGUUUCACAAUCAAGAGCUUCUUUUAGUUGGUGAUCAUCUCCUCUAUUCUCGUGACUUUCAUAUUUGAUUCAGGGGUGAUAUUGUAAGGAGAGUUUAGAUGCUAGUCUUUCUCUAGGUUUAAAGGGUUAAUGUAUUGGUACUUCUAUCUGUUUCAUAAGCGACAGAUCAAGAGAAAUCUUCCAUUCACAUCAAUUGCAAAUACGUCAAGAAACACGUCUUCGUUUACAUCCCACGUACAUUUUCUUAAAUUUUAACCAUUUUAAUCAUCAUUGUCUCGUCUAUUAGAGGAACUGCAGAGAGAUGCAAUUGAAACCUUUGACUCCUAAGAGUGACUAGUCUUUAAUUUCUCCGUACAAUAUCACCCUUAAAUCACAUACUAAGGUCAUGAAAUAACGGAAAUUAUCAGUAAUGAAAAAGCACUUGAUUGUUGAACGAAUUCUCGUUGUCGGUCACAGGAAUUGUUUAGAGCACAGUAUGGAGAAUAUACCAAGUGAUGUUAGAGGGUAGAGAGUUAAUCACAUACCAUUCACAACGUAAGGUAACGGGGUGCUAUACCAACAUCGUAACGGAAUUAAGAGAAUACGAGGAUGCUAUAUUUUUUACCUUCAAGGGGAGAGGUCCCAUGGGCCGAAUGACUCACCCCCCCCCCUCCUAGCCGUCCUUUCGACGCAUGUCUAUCAUAAUCGUCUGAAAAAUAACAUCUAAUUUAUUUCCUUUUAUUUUCUUCAUACAGAAAAAAAUGUCGCCGAAUUAGUAUUACCCAUUGUGAUCUCGUUGUUACUGAUUAUAAUACUAGCAAUUGUGGUAGUAAUUGUCUACAGAAGAUGGAAAAAGAAACGACAAAACUCAGGAUAUUUAAACGAUGGAGAACAAGUACCAAUGAAUCCUGUAACACUAGAUACGGUCAGUUAAGCACAGUAUGUGUAAAUGAUUCAUCUACACUGACACUUUAAAACCUUUUUAUGGGAUCAAUUUAUUGUUCUUAUAGUUUGUACAUCGCGAAAAUUUAACGCUAUAUUUUUUUAGUUUGUUGCUGGUUAUAUCUUUUAUUCAUGUUCAUCCUGGUGUACAGUUACCUCUUUAGUGUUUUCCAGUCUUACAAGAUAAAUUUUGAAGAUUUAUUUCCGGUUCAAGAGAAUCUUGUCAAGCACCAAAGAUCAGUUAAAAUUUGAGUGGUGAUUGAGUUCAAUGGCUCUGUCAUCGAGGGUUUUAUAGUGCAGACAUCUUCCCUCUCCUCUCCUCUCCUCUGCUCCCCUCACUCAUCCCCCCUUUUUUUAAAGGAGUGGGUGUGUGAGGGAUUGACCUCUCUUGCUAAAAGACUUAAGUGUUUUAGCUCCCCUUCACAAUUUCUUGCUCGUCAAUCUCAUCCUCACCUCCCUUGUCCACCUCUUUUACUUACUCCAAGCUUUCCUCGACGUUAUUGAUCCAAAAUUGCGGCUGAAACACUCCAUCGGAAUUUUAAUUACAUACUCAUGCUGUGCGGACCAUCUAAAAAGCCAGAAUAAUGGUUUCGCCUCUUUGGUCUCUUCAAGAUACUUUUUUUGAUCAAUGUCAGUGUCUGAGCAGUUGCGCGCCUACCCCUCCUCUAACCCAUUAACAGUAAACUGACAAAAAGUUAGGGUUAAUGUUGGGUUAGGGCAGGGGUAGAUGCGCAAUUGCUCAGACACUUGACAUUGAACCGAUUUUUGCAUCUAAAACUUGUUCAAAUUAUUCUUUAUAAUAAUCUUUUUACCUUAGCAAAAUCAUUCUGAAGCUGAGAAUGGACGAUUUACGACUUCCACUUUUGGUAGAGAUCGCUAUGCUCUCGUCCCUGGUGGAGAACCGAACAACGCAAGCACACCAAUCGAUAUCCAAGCCUCGUUUUCAUGGCGUGAAAUACCACGUGACCGUAUCAUUCUUGGCAAAAUUCUUGGAGAAGGCGAGUUUGGAACAGUGGUAAAAGGAGAGUUGACUGAAGAUGACGGGAAUGUUAUAACAUGUGCUGUCAAAAAGUUAAAACGUAUGAUAUUUCUAUCCUUGAAUCAGUUUUCUUCCCCGAUCAAGGCGUUCACCAUGUCAAUAUAGAAGAUAUACCCCGCAUUUUCAAUUCCCAACAGACAAGUAGUUUAAGGCAGUAAAUUGUGUUAUGAUUAGGCUGUAAGAAAGGUCUCGAAAAAUCCAUUCCUCUUAAACAGAAUGAUGGUCCGAGAGCGUUUGAGGUGAUAAAUCAGAUAUGAGAUAGUAGCGAGUUAACCCCUUAAACUUCCAAGACCAGAUUAUAAAUUCUCCCCUCUAGCUGCCACUUAUUUCUUUGUAAAAUAGUCACGAGAGGUUGGUAUUAGAUUAAGAUAACUUCUACCUGAUAAGUUUGAGUAUUCUCAUUACACGUUUGCUGGAUGGUGUAUGGAUAUUAUGGGGAGAAGUUUAAUUUUGAUCACAUGAGGUAUUAAAGCGUUAAAUAAUCAGCCAAGACAAACUGCAAAAAUGAAGGCUGAUUUUCGUCAUAUUUCUUAGUUCCUCAAAGUUGCAGAAAAAUAGCUCAAGUCUCUUGACAACAGUAAACGUAAACUUUUUGUUUCAAGUGUAAAAUGGCCUGAAAACCGACGGCUUGAAGUUCAACUGUUUCCUCCUUUCUUGAACUCACAAUUGUUUCACAGUAAUGCAAUAGGUUUUGUUAAGCUCUCUUACGCCUUUCGAAUGAAAACAUUACAUUGUGUGAUAAUUUUUUUUCCGCUCGCGGCACAAUGCGCUCUGAGUCUGGAAAGAACCGCAUUUUGGAUUCUGCUUCUGAAACAAAUCACUGCCACACAUCUCCAAACCCGCAUUCAUUUUGCAUCUGCGGAAGCUUCAGUUGUUACUUCGCUUGUUCUGACUAGAAAUGUUGCAUUGUGUAAUCAUUUGUUGUCUUCACCCAAAUUUCAGGUACUGCCACAGAAAGUGACCUCAAAGAUUUGUUGAAUGAAUUGGAAAUUAUGACGUCAGUAGGAAACCACCCCAAUUUGGUUAAUCUUAUCGGCGCAUGCUCAGUUGCAGGUAGGCUAACCCCUUCUACACUUACUUCUUAGUUACUUUUAGGAGCGUAAAGACUAAAUUUCCGAUCAUUUGCCUUUUAGGACCUUUGUUGGUUGUCGUAGAAUUUGCCGAACACGGGAACCUGUUACGUCAUCUUCGGGAUCGCCGAAAGCAAAAUUACGAUGACAUGAAUGAGUAUACCUUAGAGAUAAGCUUCACGGAAAGACUGAGGAUAGCGUGCGAAGUGAGCGACGGGAUGAAACAUCUUGCUGCUAUGAAGGUAUGUAAACAUCGGGCAAAAACAGUGAUAGAAAAAUAAAUUCUCCCCCUUGGAAAUGUGAUCACAUAUGACGAGAGGGAGAGAUAUUCCUGAAGCUUGCCUCAAGUAAGGUUGAUGGCUGAGGUUAAAGCAAUCUUCAGUCCGCCAUCAUUUAUGAAAUUUAAGCAGAAAAUUAAGUAAUCAAGAGUGACAAAUUGUCAAACAAAUUAGUGGGAAGGAUUCCUGCUGGGUUAAGAGAAGGGAAGGGGGGAGAGGUAAGCAGGAGGAAAGACAGCGGUAGGGAAGGGGCGAGGUAAGCAGGAGGAAAGACAGUGGUAGGGAAGGGGGAGAGGUAAACAGGAGGAAAGACAGAGGUAGGGAAGGGGGAGAGGUAAGCAGGAAGAAAGACAGUGGUAGGAAGGGGGAAGAGGUAAGCAGGAGGAAAGACAGCGGUAGGGAAGGGGGAGAGGUAAGCAGGCGGAAAGACAGCGCUACGGAAGGGGGAGAGGUAAGCAGGCGGAAAGAGCGGUAGGGAAGGGGGAGAGGUAAGCAGGCGGAAAGACAGCGCUACGGAAGGGGGAGAGGUAAGCAGGAGGAGAGACAGCGUUAGGGAAGGUGUAAGGAAGGGGAGAGUAAGAGGAAGGGGAGGGCUUAGGCAGUGUAAAGGCAGGGGUAAGGAGGGAGUCAGGAAGGAGAAAUACAGCGGUCUGGAAGGGCUAAGGAAGGGGAAAAGGAGAGGUAGGAAGGGGAAAGGCAGGGGUAAGGAUGGGGGUUAGGAAAGAGAAAUACAGCAGUGUGUAAGGGCUAAGGUAGGGGAAAGUCAGUGGUAAGAAAGGAGUAAGGAAGGUGAAAAGCAGAGAUAGGGAAGGGUUAAGGAAGGGGAAAGGCAGGGGUGAGGAUGGGGGUUAGGAAGGGGAAAUACAGCAGUAUGUAAGGGCUAAGGAAGGGGAAAGCCAGUAGUAAGAAGGGGUAAGGUUGGGGAAAGGCAGGGGUGGGGAAGGAGAAGGCAGAGGUAGGGAAGGGCUUAGGAAGGGGAAAGCCAGUGACAAGGAAGGAAUAAGACAGGGAAAAGGCAGGGGUAGGGAAGGGCUGAGGAAGGGGACAGCCAGGGCUAAGGAGAGUCGCUUUCAACAUACUUGUGCUGGUACUUGAUUGGUGAGUUUUGUAUUUCAGUGUGCACACAGGGACCUGGCGGCGAGAAAUGUUCUCCUUGGAGAAGGAAUGGUAGCCAAAGUGUCGGAUUUUGGUCUCUCACGUGACAUCUACACGGACAAUGUGUAUGAGAAGAAAACUGGGGUGAGGAGAUCAUCUAUAUUGCUCUUCAAUGAGAUUUGCAAAGCUAAAACUUAAGUACUAACAACGGCCAAUCAUGCAAAAGGAAACAUUCGAAGGAGUCAAUGGGAACUCAAACUUAAGAGUACUUUAGGCAUGAGAAGACGCGAGGGUGUCAGUUUUGAAUUUGAUUGGUUAAGAGAGUGGUUCGAGUUUUCUUAACCAAUCACAGAGCAUAGUUAAGCAAGAACCAGUGCACUCCCGUUUUUAAGUUCGACUCUCAGUUGUAAACUGCUGUAUUCUUUCUUAUUGGGUGAUACUGAUCGCUAAAAUGCAAAUCGAAUAAAAGAACCUUAACGGAUAAAAAUACAAACUUACGCACGCAAAGUUUCCAUGGACGUGAGAUAAGUGUGUCUAAGAGCAUCUAAGUAAUCAAAGUACAAGGAAAUUGGAGAUUAAACAAUCUGAGAUACAUACCAAUCCUAACAGCCCUUUUGAAGUCAAACUAAUGAUUAAAAGUUUUAAUUAUUUUUCCUUUCACAGGGGAAACUUCCGGCUAAAUGGAUGGCGGUUGAAUCACUGGAGCAAGGAAUUUACACCAGUCAAAGUGACGUGUAAGUCUAAAGCGCUAUAAAAGGGGGGUGGGGGGGGGGAAGAAAGGGGGAGAGGUUCCUAAGUUUCAUGUAACCCCCUUCCUAUUGUUAACAAGAAAAACUGAUAAUUUAUCAUGAUAAAACGAUCUGACCUGUCCCCAAAAGCCACUAAAACGUUUGUAUAAGAACCCCCCUAGCUUUGACAAGAAAGUUGUUUAGAAAGACUCUAGAAAUGUUUGCCAUACUUUAUCCUAGAAACAACAUUGUUUUAAUGUUAAAUGUUACCAAUUUCGUUUUUUCUCCACAGAUGGUCAUUUGGUGUCCUACUAUGGGAAAUUGAAACUGGAGGUGAGACUUCCCCCCCCCCCCCCUUUCCUGUUGCUUUGAGCGCGUAGCGUCAAUGACACUUGAUAUUCUAAGCCACUUUUUGCUGCGUGCAGAGCCGCCUUUAAGUUGGUGGAGACCAAAACUGUAAGUCCGACUAGACAGGCAAGUGCAACGAUGGUGAAGGAUGGGGAAGUUUAAGACGGAUUGAAAAUGACUACAAAAUAUUGGUUCGAUAAGAUAGAAAUCACAGAAGAGACUAAUAAACCAGGAAGGAACAAGAAUGACUACAUAUGAAGAAGUUUGACACGGACUGCUGAUGAUGAGCCGCUUACAAACCCUAACGUUGCUUGUGUCAGCAGUCGUUUGACUUAAAUCCUACCCAUAAUAAAAAACUAGGAGUAUGCAAAGGCUCAAGUCACAUAAUACUUCUGUGUUCUUACUCACAGGUUGUGCUCCAUAUGCUGGUGUGGCCUCGAGCGAACUGCUGCCGAAGCUUAAAGCGGGUCAUCGUUUGGAUAAACCCCGUUAUUGCACUGACUGGCUGUAAGUAAAAUGUAAUCAUGAGGCGUUCAAUAGAACUAGAGUGCGAAGAGCUCUCUGUUCUCGUCUCUGUCCUUGGUAAUUAAUAUUCGGUUGUAUAGUGUUUGUCGAGUUGGGGGAAAUUUUAACUGGGUGACGAAAUUAAUCUGGGGUUACAUUGGAUCUACUUGACUGAGCUCCGUUGCUUAUUGUGGUUUAAGAAAAGUUGUACCACCCUCUCGACCCUGCUGCUCUCUACCAAUCAGAUGCAUUACGAUUUAGUUCUCAUGCUGCCCAGCCAGAGAGUCAUUUUGUUGUGUUCUUGGGGAAGAAAAUUAACGCCUCUCUCCAUCCCCGCUAGGAGUAUGAAUGGGUACCACCAAACGGUCAAGGAAACAUGCCACUGACCAACCACGCGCCAGCUCCGAGUACAAGAUUAGUCAUUUCGGAGUUCUUACCAUGUGAAAUCUCUUUUAAUCUUCAGAUAUGCAAUAAUGCUUCGUUGCUGGAAUGCAAAUCCUAAGGCGAGGCCAAAGUUUGAGGACCUGAGUGAUGAACUUCACCGAAUGCUCAAUCAACAAUCAGUAAGUUUGACUUGCGUCUCAUUUUUCCUAACAGAAUCACCUCUGAAUCAAACAGGAAGGUCAUGA
Pocillopora meandrina is the source of this 14648-nucleotide messenger RNA. The record is from the annotation of a GenBank genome assembly. Lineage: Eukaryota; Metazoa; Cnidaria; Anthozoa; Scleractinia; Pocilloporidae.